Messenger RNA from Tribolium castaneum (red flour beetle), 1080 nucleotides. RefSeq names its product borealin-related (gene borr). Gene Ontology annotation, biological process: mitotic sister chromatid segregation. The coding region runs from base 173 to 985 and encodes 270 amino acids. The record is from RefSeq and is a predicted model, not a curated record. Lineage: Eukaryota; Metazoa; Arthropoda; Insecta; Coleoptera; Tenebrionidae. The transcript is spliced from 6 exons. Gene Ontology annotation, cellular component: spindle midzone; chromosome, centromeric region; chromosome passenger complex.
GACAACUUCAAGAUUUUUAAAUGUCAGUUAGUUCGUUAGUGUAGACUUGUGCCUGUUGUGCUUGAAACUCAGUUUUAGUUAAUAAUAUUGUGUUAUAAAUAUCACAACCUAAUUAGUUAACUCACAUAAAGUCUAUCUAACGUAAGCGAGUGCUUUUUAUUAUAACGCAAAGAUGCCUCGAACGAAAGUUGUUAAAAAGGAGCGGAAUGAAGAAGCCGGACGAAUUAAGGAAUUGGUGUCAAAAACAGGUCCGAUGGGGAAAAUGCUAAAGAGCAUCCCUUCCACAUUUAAACAACAGAUAGAGAAUUUCAAGAUGCAGUUUAAGGCCGAUUUGAAGAAAACGAAGCUUUCUAUUCCCAGAAAUCUUGCUAAUAAGACUAUGGGGGAGUUGAUGGAACGGCCUCCUGGCUGGUCUGGGGAUAGCACCGUCGGUGGUUCUGUUACUCAGUUAAUGGAUGCAACACGAACAAUGACAGUGACGAAAAGUAAACUUACCAAAAGUAAUUCUUUUGGUGAUGAUGAAGGGUACCUUACAGCUGAAAGUAGUAAAAGUACUUCAGGUGGUAGGCAGUCAAGAACAAAAAAUAGAGUACCAAAAACGACUCGCAUCUCAAGAUCUCAAUCACUUCGCACUAAAAACGUAACAGAGGUGUAUAAAACCCCAGCACAGAGAGUUCCUGCCAACAGCUAUGGCACAGUAACACCAAAGGUAAAACCCAACACACCGCAAGUACUUUUGCGCCGACCCAAGCAAGGAGAAGUCGCCCUAUCGCUCCAAGGAAGUCCUCUGCUUACAGGAAAUGUAGUGACUGACAAUGUGGCCAACAUCAACAUUCCCCUUGAGGAUGGCCGUCUUUUCUCGAUUCAGCCCCAGAGAGGUUUACGCGUCUCUCAAAUCCCAGAACUUGAUCUUGAAACCAAACGACAGUUGGAGACUUUGAGGGAUAAUUUGAAUAAAGUCUGCUCUUUAGCAACUACACGAUAGGAUAUUAAGUGUGUGUGUAUUAUUUUUAAUUAUCGAAUUCAUUCAUACAUGUAUUACGUAACCGUUGUUCAAAAUAAAUUGACUUUUACUGUAAA